AUGAAAAAUUUAAAUAUCAUAAGUAACAAAAUAGUUGAGGAUAGGGUAAAGGAAUAUUGUAGGAAAAUCGAGGAGAAUAAAUUAAAGAAUGUAAAGCCCACUAUAAAAUUUGAAAGAAAUAAAAUAAAUAUAAAUAACAAAAAAAAACUAUACUUAGAGAAAUUAAGAAAUGAAGAAAUAGAAAGAAAUAAUAAUAUUCUUAAAAAAAAAUUGGAAGGCAUUAAUAAGAGGGAAAAAAAAAACAUCGAACAAAAUAAACAAACAGGAGUACAAAAAGUUAAUACAAAUAAAAAAAACUUUCUUGCUGAAAAUAUAAAAAAAGCAAAACUAAAGAAAGAAAAGACAAAAACUAAUCAUUCCAAUGUAACAUUGAAUGAUCAUAUAUCUAUAAAAAAUAUGAAAAAAAUCGUCUAUAAGGGUUAUGUCGACGAUAGCAAAAAGAGUUACAAGUUUUAUACAGAGUUAAAAGUGGAUGAAGAAUCUAAUUUGAGUAUUCUCGCAUUGAAUUUGAAAAACAAAAGAAUAAAAAAGUUUUUUUAUAAUAAGGAAAAGCAUCACGAGUUAUUAAGCCAACUUCAUUCGUACGAUGAAAUAGCAAAAAGCAUUACUCUCAUAGAAGAAGAAAAUGGAGAUAAAAAUAAGAAAGUUUCAUCAAACAAAAAAGAAACAAGAAGAACACAAAAUGAAAAACCGAUGAGAAUAAAAGAUAGAGUUAUGAUGGAAAAUAUAGAAAAGACUUGUGAUUUUUAUAUCAAAAAAUAUUUUAAUGAGGAUUUAGAAGAUAAUAACUUUUUAGAUAAUAUAGAUAAAAUGAAUAGUUCAGAUGGAAAACAAUCCAAUGAUUUAUUGAAUUUUAAAAAAAGAAAAAAUUCUUUCUUAUUAAUGAAAAAUGAAAUCUUAUAUAAGUCAAAAAUCAAUGAAGCACAAGCUCUUUUAAUUUUUCAAAAAAUUAAAGAAAAGCUGAAAAAAAAUAAAAAUUUUAUAAAGUCUAGUAAAAAUAUGUCUUCUUUCGUAACAAAGACUCAAAAAGAAAAUAACCUCAACGGUAAUAAAAAUGCUGAUGUAACACACGGGUCGACAUCCCAAGAUAGACAAAUAAAUAAUGAAGAUCAUAAAAAUGUAAAUAAUACACAAAUAAAUGAAGAUAUACAAAUAAUAAAACAUAUAGAAGAAAAUAUAGAAAAUGAACACGAUAAAUUAGAGGAAACACAAGAAAAAAAAAUGGAGGACGUGGCACAAAAAGAUGAACAACAAAUUGAUAACCUAGAAAAUGAAAAGGAUACAGAAAAAAAAGAGGCUGAUGGAGGUGAAGAUAAGGAAAAGGAAGGUAAAGAAGAAGAAGAUAAAGAAGAAGAAGAUAAAGAAGAAGAAGAUAAAAAAGAAGAAGAUAAAAAAGAAGAAUGUAAAGAAGAAUAUAAAGAAGACUGUAAAGAUAAAGAAGAAGAUAAAAAAGAAUGUAAAGAUAAAGAAGAAGGUAAAAAAGAAUGUAAAGAAGAAGGUAAAAAAGAAUGUAAAGAAGAAUGUAAAGAAGAAGGUAAAAAAGAAUGUAAAGAAGAAGGUAAAGAAGAAGAUAAAGAAAAAGAUAAGGAAGAAAAUAACGAAAAAGAAGAUAAAGAAGAAGAAAUAAAUUCCCAUUUGAAUAUACAUGAAACUAAUUAUGAUGAAGAGCAACUUGGUCUUCCCAAAAAAAUGGAAAGUCACCAAGAAGAUAAAGAAGAUGCAGUGCAAAAAAUAAAUGACAAUAAUGUUGAUAUGAAUGAAGAAAAUAAUUUAAAUAAUAUCUAA
Messenger RNA from Plasmodium falciparum 3D7, 1785 nucleotides. RefSeq names its product CFAP97 domain-containing protein. Lineage: Eukaryota; Apicomplexa; Aconoidasida; Haemosporida; Plasmodiidae. The record is from RefSeq and is a predicted model, not a curated record.